Molecule: messenger RNA, 9783 nt
Organism: Loxodonta africana (African savanna elephant)
Lineage: Eukaryota; Metazoa; Chordata; Mammalia; Proboscidea; Elephantidae
Gene: NDUFAF6
Product: NADH:ubiquinone oxidoreductase complex assembly factor 6
Exons: 10
Coding region: 606-1331 (241 amino acids)
Biological process (GO): biosynthetic process; mitochondrial respiratory chain complex I assembly
Cellular component (GO): mitochondrion
Source: RefSeq, a predicted model, not a curated record
CGAGACCCUCAAGGCGAGCAGACCAGCGCGGUCCUCGCGCUCCUCUGGAUGCUCAGACUGGUUGGCGCCGGUGCGGUGUGUGGAGGGGGUGAAGCAGCAAGAACGUUCGUUCGGGUCAGAUUGUGGCAACGUUUCUUUGUUUGCCUACGCUUGUCAGCUUGCCGGAACCUUAAUUUUAACUUAAUAUGAACGUUUUUGCACGCAUAGAUUUUUUGCAUAUCGGCCAGUAAUUAAUUUUAAUGACAGCGGUAACUGAGUUCUUCUGUGUGGCAAAGUAGUUUACGAGUGAUUUAUUCAGUUCUCAUUACGAAUUCUGAAAAACAAAUGUAGAUUUGCUUCUUAGGAUUGUGAAAAUUAAAGCCUUUGGAACAAAGCCUGACAUGUAGCAUGGUCACAUAAGAAGCUUGAAGUACUUCACAUAUUGGCUAUUUUGAGGAGAUGUGGAACAGGGAGAUUAUCAAGCCUCAUCUUGGAAAUUAGAAAACAGACAUGAGUAAUUGGUGUCAUUUCCAUCAGUAACUAGAAACGAGAUUAUGAAGGUUAUUUGUGCUCCCUGCUGCAACCUGCAGAAUCCCGAAGUGCAGUGUUUGCAUUGAGGGCCUUCAAUGUGGAACUGGCUCAGGCUGGUGAAGGACUCAGUGUCUGAGAAAACAACUGGGCUGAUGCGGAUGCAGUUUUGGAAGAACACUGUGGAAGACAUAUACUGCGAUAAUCCACCACAGCAGCCUGUGGCCAUUGAGCUGUGGAAGGCUGUCAAAAGGCAUAAUCUGACUAAAAGGUGGCUUAUGAAAAUCGUCGAUGAAAGAGAAAAAAAUUUAGAUGACAAAGCGUAUCGUAAUAUCCAGGAACUGGAAACUUACGCCGAAAAUACGCAGGGCUCUCUUCUUUAUUUAACACUAGAAAUAUUGGGUGUAAAGGAUCUCCAUGCAGAUCAUGCCGCGAGUCACAUUGGAAAAGCACAAGGCAUCGUCACCUGCUUGAGAGCAGCUCCCUAUCAUGGUAGCAGAAGAAAGGUGUUCCUUCCCAUGGAUAUUUGUAUGCUGCAUGGUGUUUCACAAGAGGAUUUUCUACGGAAGAACCAAGAUAAAAAUGUGAGGGAUGUCAUAUAUGACAUUGCCAGCCAAGCACACCUGCAUCUAAAGCAUGCUAGAUCCUUCCACAAAAGUGUUCCUUUGAGAGCGUUUCCUGCUUUUCUUCAGACGGUUGCUCUAGAAGACUAUUUAAAGAAAAUUCAACGAGUGGAUUUCGAUAUAUUUCACCCAGCUUUACAGCAGAAGAAUACAUUACUUCCUUUAUCUUUGUAUAUUCGAUCAUGGAGAAAAAGAUAUUAAAAUAAUUUCAUGGCACUGGCAUUAAUUUAAUUUAUGGUUAGUUUUACAAGUGUAGUAGUUAGUGUUCUUGUUUACAUACAGCAGGAACCGACUCUGAUUAGAGAGAGAAGGAAUUUAUUGGGUGGGCGCUGGGAGACUCAGAAUUGAGAAGUAUGGAAACCCUCGUGGCGCAGUGGUUAAGUGCUAUGGCUGCUGACCAAAGGGUCGGCAGUUCAAAUCCUCCAGGCUCUCCUUGGAAACUCAAUGGAGCAGUUCUACUCUGUCCUAUAGGGUCGCUAUGAGUCGGAAUCGACGGCACUGGGUCUGGGUUUGGGUGCUUUGGGACUAGGGUGCCAAGAUACUGCCAAGGUUCUGCCACAGGCCAUUGGCACCACCAGUCCAGAAACUGUCUGCUGUACCAUCCCUGUGAAGUCAGAGCAGCAGGAGGAGCAUCGUUUUAGCUGUGCUUCCCAUGCUGCAGCUGCCAGAGGACCUGGAGAGGUAAUGUUCUCCCUUCAUCACCCUUGGGGGUGAGGCAGAGAGUACUCAGCACAUGCUGAGCACCCAAACAUCAGGUGUCAACUACAGAUGAACAAACGCAUUUAGUUAGGGGUAAGAAGGGUGGAGUUACCGUUUGAGGAAUAUCUAUCAUUGUGUUAAGGGCUUUAUAUAUCCCUUUUAUCCCUUAAACAACUUGUUUAAGGCAACCCAGCUGGCUGCUAAGAGCUGGAGCCUUAAUUUGGCUUUAGGCUUAGCUGGUUUGAAAGCAUUUACUCUUUGUUAAACCCACAGCUUCACUGUCUGUCACUCACUAUUAUUAUGAUCAUGAAGCAAAUAUAAAAAAGUAAUAAAAUUGUAUUCACAUUCAUUAAGGAGUUGCUGUAUUUUUAAAAACUAGUAUACACUGAGCUCAGUGGUAAGCACUGUGCUGUGUGCUUUCAUGAGUGCUCUCAUUUGAUCUUCUUAAAACCCUAUGAAAUACUUUUUCUGAUGAUUAAAAUUUUUUAUUAUAAAAUAUAUGCGCAUUGCAAAAACAAAAUUGUCUACAUUGUAGGCAAUUAGUGAAUCUGGAAUCUGAAUGAAUUUCUGACUCUCAAGGUUUACACCACAGUUUCCUGCUUUUUCAGUGAUCUUAUCUCCUACCCCACGAACACCUCUGGUGUACUUGUCCUCUGUAGAUGAUUUCUCUAAGUCUUCGGUCUCAGCUAUGAAUUAAUGCCUGCUUAAAUUUUGAGUUGGUGAUGGCUUAAAAUAUUACAUCUUUGUAGAUAAAAUUUCAUCUGAGAACUGCUUGAGGGCAAGAAUGUACUGUGUUCCUCAUCUUGGCAUCCCCCAGCACCUAGAAUGACUUCUGAUUUAGAGCAAGUAGAGUAAUAAAUGUACAAUUGACUGAGUGCAAUGAGGCUGUGUAUGUACACCCUCUUAGUGGAUACUGAUGCUGAAAAAAUAUCUUCUUGUUUAAUUGUGUGGCUUUAGAAAUCAAUUUAGCUUAUCUUGAAAUGCAAGUACAAGGAAAUAGGACACAUUUCCUCUUGGGAUUCUGAACCAUCCAGGGUUGAAGAGUUUAUUAGAGAGAGGUAUUUGUCCGUGAGAAUUGUUUGCCAGUCUUCCAGGUAAAAAUUAGGAGCAGUCAGCUCCGAAGUGUCUUGGUUCAUGUGUAAGGGUCUUAAAAAGAAGGGUUUAAACACAGAAUUGGAUUAUUGGAUUCUUUAUGGGCUCAGAAGCCAGUUCACUAUUAAGUAAAUAAUUUUGGACUACUUUUGAGGCCAUUUUAAAUUUGAUGCUUAGAGAUUUGAGUGAACUAAAGUUACUAACCUAGAGAUUAAGAUGGGGUCUUUUCAGAGACAUUUCCUUCAGUAUUAAUUUCCUCUACUGGCAUAAAAGAUACUUCCUUAGAGGGUGCCAACAUUCUUUUUCAGUUUCUAAGUCCAUUCUUUUGUUAGAGUAUUUUUAAGGAGUCGAAUAUAUUUUCAAACCAUUUAAGAUGUAUUUUUAUAUUGAAUUAGGUAAGAGCAAUAGAUAACAAGUAUAAGUUACAGAUUAAGGUUACGUAUAUCAUAUAUGAUACAUACAAAUAUCAUUAGAAAAUAAGUUUGAGGUAGUUCCCAAUCAAUUAACAAUAUUCUUUCUCUCCUUUUAGUAUUUAAUAAAAUUAAGUUACUCUCGAGAAAUAUAAUAGCAGCUAACAUUUUAUUGAGCAUUAACUUGGAUGGGUGGUGCAUUUCUAUACAUUGAUCUUCACGGUGAGGUAGUCUUCGUUUUCCAAAUGAUAAAACUGCCUCAGAUGUUAAGUUCGAGAUCACACAGCCAUUAGCACCAGAGCUUGAUGCCAAAUCCACAUUAGUCCAACGCCAAAGCCCAUGUUUUUACCAUUCUUGAGACUGUAAGAUAAACUGCCAAGUUAAAAAGCUCAAGGGCAUGACUUUUUUUCAGGAAUAAGUAUUACUACAUGUAUUUCAGGUACAAAUUAGGUAAAAAACUAAUUAUUACACAAAUUCCAAUUACAAAUAGGUGAGAGAGAGCAGUAAAUGGGCAGUUGAAGCGGAUAUUAAGUGCUGGUUACUGGGUAUAUAUAGGAGGGGUACUUAAGAGCCUUGGUGGUCAAAGAAGAUUUCCCAGAGGAGACUUCCUGUGGGCCAUGUCAGAAAGGCUGGGUAGGAGCCAGGGCUUGGGCAGGGGAUGGAGAUAUUGUUGGGAAGAGGUCCUGGCUGACAAAGCAGCAUACGCAAAGGCUGGGAGACAGGAUGGUUGGCCUACGUCAAGACUUAAUUUUUGGCUUUAAUUCAGUAAAAAGAACAGAAUGUAAUAUCCAGAGUUCUUAGGACGUUUGUGAACAAAAGGUGGCCACAUCCCUGGUCUAGUGAAAUGUUUUAAUUAAGAUCGAAGACUUCAAGUUUAUUUUUGGUCCAUCUCGGCAAAUCCUUAGGUGCCCUUGCAUUUGCUUUAGCUCGUAUAAAUAGGACUUCUCUGAAGACACUGGCCUAGUCACCUUGUCCAAAACGAUCCACAAAGUUGUAAACAUUUUGCAGAUGGUUACUGAAAGCAAAACAAAACAUUAUCCUAUUGUUUGUACCUGUAAGGAAGACUGAGCAAUAACACCCAGAAUUGGGAAGUGUAUGGGACAUGGGUCGGAAGGAGGGAGAGGAGUAGGGAGAGUGACUGUGAGAAUAUAUGAAAACAAUUUGGACACUACCUGCUUUUUUCCAAAAUGAAUAUUUCCUGGGGAACUGCGAAGUUAUUUAUUAAAAAUUAAACCCAUUGCCAUCAAGUGGAUUCCGACUCAUAGCAACCUCGUAGGACAGAAUAGAACUGCCCCAUAGGGUUUCCAAGAAACGGCUGGUGGAUUCAAACUGCCAACCUUUUGGUUAGCAGCCAAGUUCUUAACCACUGCACCACUAGGGCGCCUGUUAAAAAUUAGCACCCUUGAGGAAACACAAUACACGAUACAGGGAAAGUCAGCACAACUGGACCAAAGAAAAAGCAAAGAAGUUUACUGGACACAUACAAACAUUUUGAGGGACAGAGUAGCUGGGGCUGGGGUCGGGGGACCAUAGUUUCAGGGGACAUCUAGGUCAAUUGGCAUAACAUAGUUUACAAAGAAAAAGUGCUACAUCCCACCUUAGUGAGUGGUACCUGGGGUCUUAAAAGUUUGUGAGCCAUCAUCUGAGACACAUCGACUGGUCGUAUCCCAUUCGAUCAAAGGAGAAUGAAGCAAUCCAAAGACAAGGAAAAUACUAGCCCAGAGGACUAAAGGACCAAAUGAAGUAGAGAUUCCAGCAAUCUGAGAAAAGGACUAGAUUGUGCUUGGCUACCACCAAUGACUGCCCUGACAGGGAACACAACAGAAAGUCCCAGACAGACCUGGAGAAAAAUGUACAACAGAACUCAAAUUCAUGUAAAAGACCAGACUCGAUGGUCUGACAGACUGGAGGAACCCCUGAAACUAUGGUCCCCGGAUGCACUGUUAACCCAGAACUUAAAUUAUUUCCGAAGCCCACUCUUCAGACAAAGAUUAGACAGGAGCGUAAAACAAAAAAAAUAAUACAAAUGGGGGAAUGUGCUUCUUAGUCCAAUCAGAUAUACGAGACCACGUGGGCAGUUCCUGUCUAAAAGCAGCAUGAGAAGGCAGGAAGGGACAAGAACUUGCCCAAUGGACACAGGGAACCCAGGGUGGAAAAGGGGAGUGUGCUGUCACAUUGUGGGGAUUGCAACUAAUGUCACAAAAUGAUAUGUGUAUAAAUUUUUGAGAAAUUGAGCUGUAAACUUUCACCUAAAGCACACACACACACAAAAUCAGUUGCCUUCAAAUGAUGAAAGAUCAUGGUAGACAGGGAAUGUGAUUAAAUUUAUGGAACAACGAAAGACAUAAAUGGAUGAACAUGACUUUUUCUCAUCAACUCUAUACACUAGUUAAAAGAGGUUUUUCACUGACAAAAAAUUGGUAUUUGGCUGAUUAAAUGAUUAAAUAUGUGACUUAUUCUGUAGUGUUAGCUGCAUAGAGAAAUAUCCAGAGCAGUAGAGUGUAGUGCUGUGAUGUACUCCUUUUCCAAGUGUGGGGUAUGGAGCUUGACUGCCUGGGUUCAAAUCCUAGCUCCACCAUUUUAACAGCUGUGUAACCUCAGCAAGUUAUUGGAACUCUCGUGUGUCUCAGUUGUUCCACUUGUAAAAUGGGCAAAAUCAUAAUAUCAACUUCAAGGGUUGUUGUGAGGAAUAAAUAACGUAAUACAUGUAAAGUGCUUCUAAAAGUGACCCACGUGUAGUAAACAGUACAUGUUGUUAAUAUUAUUCAGAAAUCACAAACUGACAGCUUGUACGGAAUUAGGUCUGCAGGCAUCAUUGAUUUAGGAGAACGGGAUUAAUAACAAGUGAUCUUCAACUUGAGACUGCUUCUUGAAACAUAGCCAUGCUUUGUCUCAAAUGCCCCCUGUAUGACUGAAUUGCUGGGCUGAGGGCUUUCAAGACCAUGGUCUCAGGGAACAUCUAGCUCAAUUGGCAUUACAUAGUUUAUAAAGAAAAUGUUCUACAUUCUACUUUGGGAAGUAGUAUCUGGGAUCUUAAAAGCCUGUGAGUGGCCAUCUAGGAUACUCCAUUGGUCUCACCCCUUCCUGGAGCAAGGAAGAAUGAAGAAAACUAAAGAUACAAGGGAAAGAUUAGUCCAAAGGACUAAUGGACCGCACCUACCAUGGCCUCCACCAGACUGAGUCCAGUAUAACUAGAUGGUGCCCGGCUACCACCACUGACUGCUCUGACAGGGAUCACAAUAGAGGGUCCUGGACGAAGCUGAAGAAAAAUGUAGAACAAAAUUCUUGCUCAAAGAGCAAGUCCAGACUUGCUGGCCUGACAGAGACUGGAGAAACCCUGAGAGUAUGGCCCUGGACACACUUUCAGCUCAGUAAUGAGGUCACUCCUGAGAUUCACCCUUCAGCUAAAGAUUGAACAGGCCCAUGGAACAAAACAAGACUAAAGGGGUGCACCAGCCCUGGGGUAGGGACUAGAAGACAGGAGGGAACAGGAAAGCUGGUAAUAGGGAACCCAGAGUUGAGAGGGGAGAGUGUUGACAUGUUGUGGGGUUGUUAACCAGUGUCACAGAACAAUGUAUGUAUUAACUGAUGAGAAACUACUUUAUUCUGUAAACCUUCAUCUAAAGUACAAUAAAAAAAUUUUUUAAAAAUGCCCACUGUAUUUUAACUAUUGUUUAAAUGUCUCUCCCUCACUCAGCCAAGUUUCUUGAGUGCAAGACAAAGUUUUAUUCGCCUUUUGAUCCCCAGAACCUGCAAUAGAUCCUGAUCGUUUCAGCUGCUGUGGAGUUGGCUCAUGACUCAAGGCAACCCCAUGCACAACAGAAUGAGACACUGCCCAGUCCUGCACCAUCACCAUGAUUGCUUGGGGAUCUGACUUUUGUGAUCCAUAGGGUUUUCACUGGGUGAUUUUUGGAAAUAAAUCAUCAGGCCCUUCUUCCUUGUCAGUCUUAGUCUGGAAGCUCCUCUGAAACCUGUUCAGUAUCAGCAAUACACAAGCUUUCAUUGACCAAUGGGUAGUGGCUGCACACGAGUACAUUGGCAGGGAACUGAACCCGGGUCUGCUGCAUGGAAGGCAAGAAUUCUACCACUGAACCACCACUGCUCCCCACGUAGAUCCUGAGCCUGCUCCAUAAAUAUUUUUGGUCUGAACGACCAUGCUGUAGUACAAUGUGGGAACUGUAAAUUGGUGUUGGGCUGAUAAUUGAAAGCUGAAUUGGAAGUAUGUGUUAAAAACUUGGCAGCUGGGCAAAGCAUAGUGGAUUCAAGAAAUUAGGUGGUUUGGUGGGAUUAGAAAGUAGGGUGUGAGGAAGGAAGAGAGGGCUGGAAAGAUAAAUAGGUCAUAGCAUACCACAUUGAAGUGUUUGGAUAUUAAAAAUGAUGUGAGAUUUGAAAAUAACUACUUGUCUCCAAAUGGUCUAUAACACAUAUUUGGUAUAUAUGGUCAUGAAUAUUAUUUGCAUUAUUUUUAGAGUAAUGCUAUCUUUGGAUAAGCAGUGCCUUUUGAAUCAGAUAAGAAAUAGAAGGUCUUUAUUGCUAUUUGAUAAGCCUGUGGGUUGACUUUAUUCCACUGCACAAAUACUGUUUUCCUUUGAGUCACCCUUUUCUCAUUAAACAGCCCUGCCUUGGUGUACUGUGUGUUUUCCCUUUUAUUUUUAAUCACGAUUAAUCUUACCAGCUGCUUAGUUAUAUAAUAAUACCCUGUGCAUUUAAACACAGGCCUACAUAAUGAAUUUCUCAGAGAGCAAGUUCAAAAGCUUUUUCAAACUACAAGAUCUCUUUUAUAGGCAAUACAAAGAUUCUUUGGGAACUCAACAUUAAUAAUUUGGGAGGCCAUUUCACUAUAUCCCAUAUUUAUGGUUGCAGUUGUUUUAUCUAAUUUUUUUUUAAUUGACUAGUAAGUUGAGAAAUUUACCCCUUUAAUUAGCAGGAAGACACCACUUCCAGCCCUUUCUUGUAAGCUAUUCCCUGUGGUUUUUAGAAAUAGAUCUGUUUGAAUCUUGGUUUGGGGAUGCAUAUAAUACAGUCUUUCCCAGGGGUCAUUUUUUGAAGAAAUAAUUAGUAUGUUUGUUUUCUUCUUACACAAGUAUCAUGUAUUCAUUGUAGAAACCUUGGGGGAGAAAAAUAAAUACAAAAGAGUAAAGAAAAAGUAUUUUUUAAAUCACCCAUAAUCUCUCCAGGUAAGAGAUAGACCCCAUUAAUAUUUUGGUCCAUGUCCUUCUAAUUUUUUCCCAUGGCAUACAUAUAAUAUACAAAAAUGUAUAUUCCAUAUAUUAUUUUAUACUCUGCUUUUUAGAUUAGUAAUAGAAUGUGGAAAAGAUACUGGAAAAAUACUGCUUAUAGUUUUUAUUCCAUAGAAGUUUAUUUUAACAUAAUGGGAGUAUGCUAUCUUACUUUGCAGUUAUAAUCCAAAGGUACCUAAGGCCUCCAGCCUUUGGUGGCUAACCUUUCCUUUAAUAACCAAAGGAAGUUGUUUAAGCCACCAUUCCACGCAAUGGUCUAUGAGAAGCGGGCACGACGUUUGCCAAUGUAAAUAAGGAUUUCCGGUGUGGAAUGGAACAUGAGAUUCGCAUACUUCCCUUCCUUCUCAGUAUAGUUUUCAUUUGCCUUUAUCUUAUGGGUGAAUUUGCCCAUCUUUUCAUGUAUUUAACAGCAAUUUGUUUAUAAAAAUAAUUUUUAAUUUUUUUUUUGUUUUAGCCCCUUCAAGAUUAUAAAAAAAAUUUUUUUCUCCCACAAUUUCUUUGAUUACUUUUAUAUUUUUAUUUCUUAUAUUUAGGACCACAUGGAAUUAAUUUGGAACAAGUUGUGAGGUUUAGAGCCACACAUGGUUGCCCAGUUGUACCAAUAUCAUCAGCUUUGAAAAGCCACCUUGAGCGUAAUACUAAAUUUUCGUAUCUAUUUGAGUCUGAAGGGUAUUUUAAGUAAAUUAGAAGAGGUCACAAUUUAAAGAAAUGUCCUCAUAACUCCCUUUUACUAAAAAUAAAAGACUUUUUGAGAAGUGGAUAGUCACUUCUCAUUUUUCAUAAAUCAUCUGAUCAUUUUUCAUAAUUCCUUUUUCUUAAAUUACUGUUCUAAAGUGGAGUAUUCUAGGGCAUUGAUCAAAUUUUAGUCCCUUCAGCCUUCUCUUUCACUGUCUUUUGCUAAAACUAACAAGAAAAAAAGGCAUUUCUCUUUUGGGCUCUCUCAAUUUUUUUUUUUUUUUUUUCUCUCUCAAACAGUGAAAAGGCACCGAAGAGAGAGGAUAUUCUAGAGGCCUGGAUAAAUCACACUGCAAAUUUAACACAUGACAUAGGUCUAAAUCAUCUCUGAUCAUCUGUUUUGUUGUUAUCCUCUUGGUUUUGGACAGGUACUCACUUGCAGAGAAGAUAACAUAAGGAUCUUCUGUCUGCUGACCCAGCUAGUUUUCUAAUAGGUUAGCUCAGAUGUGAACCAUAAUAAACAAGGGAAGUGGCAUG